GUCCUUUUCUCAUGUUCAGUCGAACGUCAAUCACGAGUGGCGCAUAAGCCUGCUCUUGGAGAUAGAGAGCGCCCCAAACAACGCACGCAAACCAGCAGAAGGCACCGCAUCCCCGCUCCACAGGCAGCUGACCACGUGUGUCCUAUCCUCGCGGUCUCCAGGCAGAAAGCAUAGCCGGCAGUGCGUGUUCCGCGGUGCGACCGCCUAGCAGUGAUUCUCGCUUCCCGGAGUGCCCAUUGGGACAUUCAGCAGCCAUGUGGUGGAGCACACCUGAGUUGCUGCUGCCGCUGCUGCUUCUGCUCCUAGUGUCCGAGUCCGAGCAGGUCAAAAAGGUCGGCCGCGCGCGGAAAGGUCGCGGCAGCAAUUGGUGGGGUAUAGCGAAAGCAGGCGAACCUAACAACCUUGUCCCGAACGUUCCUGGCAGCGCAAAAUAUGACGCAACAAUUCUUGAGCGCGUUGCGCUGCGCAAGAAGCAGGCGCGAUUAAUAGAAGAAAAUAAAGGCGUGGAUGCGGUCAUCGUAAAAGGUGCUAACAUGGCAAUCAACGAAUGUCAAUACCAGUUCAACAAUCGGAAAUGGAACUGCAGCACCAAAACUUUCCUGCAUGGGAAAAACCUUUUUGGCAAAAUCGUGGACAGAGCAUGUCGUGAAACUGCGUUCAUUUAUGCGAUUACGAGUGCGGGAGUGGCGCACGCCAUCAGCAGAGCAUGCAGCGAGGGCACCAUCGAGUCGUGUACUUGCGACUACAGCCACCCAAGGGCAGCCCACGGAUCGUUCGCCAGCAAUAAUGCAGCAAGCAACGUCGUUUCGCCACAGGGUAAAGAUUGGGUGUGGGGUGGAUGCUCCGACAACAUUGCAUUCGGUUUCAAAUUCUCUCGAGAAUUUGUCGACACGGGCGAACGAGGGUCGACGCAGCGCGAAAAGAUGAACCUUCACAACAACGAGGCUGGCAGAGCGACGGUGUCGGCCGAGAUGCGCAGGGAGUGCAAAUGCCACGGCAUGAGCGGGUCUUGCUCGAUUAAGACCUGCUGGAUGCGACUGCCGACGUUCCGAGCGGUCGGCGACCGGCUGAAGGACCGAUUCGAUGGUGCCUCCAAGGUGAUGGUGAGCAACAACGGCCACAAUCGGAAAAACCAGGGCCCCCUGAACAGCAACAACCAGGAUUUGAACAACCCGCAAUCGCGGAGACGCAAAAGCCGGAAUCACGAGCGCAACAAUAAGUACAGCAGCAACUCGCUGUCGACGGCGGCCACGGGUGGUGAGAUCGUCACGAAGAGCGGCAAGUACAACUUCGAGCUGAAGCCAGUGAAUCCACACCAUAAGACGCCUGGUACCACGGAUCUGGUAUACUUCGAGUCGUCGCCAAGCUUCUGCGACCGCAACCCCAAACUGGGCAUCGCGGGCACCAAGGGCCGGCGGUGCAACGACACGUCCAUGUCUGUGGACGGAUGCGACCUGAUGUGCUGCGGUAGGGGGUACGACACGCAGGAGAUCGUCGUUACCGAGCGCUGCGACUGCAUAUUCAAGUGGUGCUGCGAGGUCGAGUGUAAAACAUGCCAGAGGACAAAGGUCAUCCACACGUGUAAAUAGUUUGUGUGACCAGAUACUAAAGUCAAGAACUUAUAUAUGAACUGAAAAAAUGAAUGCGUGCGAGUGAAAGAGCUAAUUUAUUGAACGCUAGGGUUCUGAGCAAAAAAUUAUUUAUUAAUGGAAUUUUAUUCAAUUUGGCUUGGCUUCCAGAUAAACUUGUCCUUUAUGCAGGCGGUAAGGAAGUGUUAAAUAUCUAUAUUAUUUCGGAUAGCCUGCCUAAUAUAUUUUUUAGCAAAAGUGAGUUUAUAUACGCCAACGCUGUUACAAGCAACGAACCCAAUUUCAUUAUUUAUGAAUGGAUCUUAUUUACUGAGAAUGAGUCUUAGUAGCUUUAAUACGCUGUUUAAAUUGUAACAUUUGAACUUAUUGCCUGUAGCCUUCAAUACUAUCUUUCUUCAGCGCUUUUGAUGACUGUCGUGUACCGUAUGUUGUGCUGCCUGAAUUACAGUUUCCGCGAACAAUUCUGUAGUAAUUUUCACACAGUCUGGAAAAAACAAAGCUUCAGUGUUAACUUCUGGUUCUGCUGAAUGCAGUGUCCCCUUAAUUUUCGAUGUGUAUUGUGUCUCUGAAACUGCAUUUCAUGCUUCCUGGCUGCUUAUAUCGAUAAAUAAUUUAACUAUUAUUAGCUGAGGCUGAUUCCUGCGACUUUCCUGAUAUACAGUGUGCGUUGCUCCAUAAGAAAAGCAUUGAGCGGUUUUGCAUGAACUUGGUAGCGACAAUCAGCCCCCAGGUUGUAAUUGUAUAAGAAUAUCGAGAAAAUAACCGAUUCUUAUAUGACUGAAGACUGACACGUUUUGCUUCCUGUGAAAAGUAUGUAUUUUUGUGUACUUUGUAAGGUAUUGUAAGUGUAAUUUUAAUUUAGCCAACGAUGAAAAAAAAUCAUGUAGAGGAAAAAAGAAAAACAGCAUUAGCUACCUGAAAAUAUAAAUUUUAACUGUACACAAAUCCCCAUGUAGCUUUUGUUGGAAAUAAAAAAGAACACAUCUUCAAAGAA
Cloeon dipterum is the source of this 2583-nucleotide messenger RNA. It is a transcript of the gene wg, whose product is annotated as wingless. Gene Ontology annotation, biological process: multicellular organism development; cell fate commitment; canonical Wnt signaling pathway. The record is from RefSeq and is a predicted model, not a curated record. Gene Ontology annotation, cellular component: extracellular region. Bases 255 to 1589 code for a protein of 444 amino acids. NCBI's taxonomy places the organism in Eukaryota, Metazoa, Arthropoda, Insecta, Ephemeroptera, Baetidae. The transcript is spliced from 5 exons. Gene Ontology annotation, molecular function: cytokine activity; frizzled binding.